Molecule: messenger RNA, 399 nt
Organism: Rhagoletis zephyria (snowberry fruit fly)
Lineage: Eukaryota; Metazoa; Arthropoda; Insecta; Diptera; Tephritidae
Product: early nodulin-75-like
Source: RefSeq, a predicted model, not a curated record
AAAUUCGCCAUCGCAAUAUUGGCUCUAAUUGGCUGCGUGGCUGCCGAUGUUUCCCAACUCUCCAAUUCUUACUUGCCACCAGAACAACCGCAGCCACAUUAUCUUCCCCCUGCACCGCAGCCACAUUAUUUACCUCCGCAACCGCAACCACACUACUUACCACCCGCACCGGAACCACAAUACCUACCGCCUGUGCAGCCACAGCCUAGAUAUCUGCCACCCACACCGGAGCCACAAUACCUGCCUCCUGUCCAACCAGAACCACAAUAUCUGCCUCCAGCACCACAACCGCAAUACUUGCCACCUGCCGCUGAGUACUUGCAACCUAUUGAGACUCCUGUAUCCCAGGAUGGCUACCACUACAAAACUGUAAAGAAAUACCGUUUAAGAAGCCAUUAA